CGACAACAUAAUGCGCAACAGUUGCGUCUCAAUAAGGAAAGAAAGUAGAGAUGCUUGAAGUAGAAAUCCAUUGAGCCGUCGUCGUACAUAUUUGACCGAUAACAAACCAAAUGGUAUCUUCACGGUGUUUAGUUUCUUUCUCGUGUGUACUACUUUAAGAAAGAUCUAACGCAAUGUGAACGAAAAAAAGAAAAAAAAAACAAAUAAAGGAAUUUUAAAUAAACUUUAAUUUAAAAAACUUGUUCGCAUCGAAGUGAUCAAAUGAAAUUAAAACGAAGAUGCAACGAUGAACGUGUGCAACAAAAUAUCGAUUUCUCUUAUUGAAUAUCGUAAAAUGAAAUUGUUGAUUAAGGAAAAAACGAUAAGAAUAAAAUUACAUUUUUAAGGUAUUUUUAAUCAGGAUGACGGAAAAACGUCUAUCGUUGGGUAUCAACGUUAGUAUUCUACUGAUUCUCACGAUAUUUGGUAUUUUAUUGUCUUUACCAUUGAAAUUACUUUUGAAUACGAAUUACGAUGUUCAAAGUCAUGAAAAUCAAAGUGAAAACGAUACCGGUACAUUGUCAAACGUUAAUAAGAACAAAGAGAUAUUAGAAUUGUUAAUCGAUUAUCGUAAAUUGAAAUUAUGCAGAAGACAUGGUUACAAAGAUCGGAUAAGAUCGAUCUUUUACAGCGAUUACGAUGAGAAUUGCACGUACAUGAAAGUCCUUACGAAAAAGAAGGAAGAAAUUAAUCUCGAUUCGUUCGAGCAAGUCAACAACAACAACAACGAGUUGGUGCUAAAGGUGGAUAAGAAAAUAGAAAAGGAAGUGAAAAAGGUUGAAGAGAAGAAGGUGAAAGUGGAGAAAAACGAAGAAGAGGAGUCUCAAGAAUCGAAGGAAAUCGUUGUUGCAGGACACAUCCUCGUGACGAUGCUUCUCGUUUCAGCAAUUGCAGCUUUGGUCGAAGUAUUACGAAUUAGAUUUUCCACAGACAAGAAUAAGGAUACUUCUUCGUCGAGAGGUAACAUCCCUUCAAGAAAAAGCUCAACCGUUGAUCUACCGAUUCAAAGGCGCUUCUUACCAAGAGAACCAAUGAAGAGUCAAAAAUCCUUCGAAUUGUUAGGAAUGCAUAAAUCUUCUUUGCGUCUCUUGGGUGAGCGACCAGCCCCGCUUAUUCGACGUUCUUCCUUCCCAACUCAACAGGCUAACAAUAAACGAUCAGGUCCAUCGGCCACUGGCACGCCAAAUAUACGAAUGUCACGACGUCAAUCGGCUGAGUCCGAGGAAGAAAUCGGAGUACUUAUCACCGCUCUUCAUCAUCGUACACGUUUGAUCCGUCGCCAUUAAGGUAAAGUGCAUUCAAAGGAUGCAAUGGAAUUCAACGUCCAUCUUAUCUCGACGUAUAUCGAUCGAUCGACCGAACGAACGAACGAACGAACGAACGAAAGAAUCUUCUCUCUUCUUCCUAAGAAUCUCAUCGUUUGAAAAAGUUCGAUCCUCGAUAUUCCAUCUUAUGAGCAGCUUAUUCUUCAUUUAUUUUUUAAUACUUUAACAGGUCUUUUAUGCACGAUGCACACAACGAGAUCACUAUCUCUCCAGGAACUUUUAUCAAAUCCAACCUACAUAUAUAAAUAUAUAAAAAAUAUAUUUAAAUACAUACAUGCACAUAUUCAUAAACGUUUUGAACGUCAUUAAGGCUCAUCAUGCAUGGAGAGGAUAACACUUUUACGAGAAAUUCAUUAUUUCUUAUUGGUAUGAAUCUGACUGCUGUUACCAUGUAAAACCUUUGUAUGUCAUCUGUAUCAAACGGAGAAAUGACUUCUUUAUUACGUCCAUAUUUUUACUACAAAAAUGGAAUAUGUACUAAAAAAAAAAAAAAAAUUGUUUUCAAUCUUCGCAACAACUAUGCAAGAUCAAUUUAUUAAUGCGUGUAUGUUUAGAAAUCUACAAUUUGUUAUAUUUCAUUUGAUUUCAUUUGAUUUCAUUACUAAUGAUGAUCUUACGUUUUUAGAAGGCACAAACUACUUAUGAUUAGAUUCAAUAAAACAUCUCAAUGAAAUUGAACGACAAGAAACGAAUUGUAUGAGUUCUUUUAUACAUUCUAUUUAUGUAUAAGAAGAACCAAUGAAUGAGAUAGAGAAAUGAAAAGAAAAAAGAAAAAAUGGUAUAUAUUUUCGAGAACUAACGAGUUAGGAAAUAUUUUGGUAAUAAUAAAAGUAAAAAGAGAAAAAAAAUAAA
This is a messenger RNA of Polistes dominula (European paper wasp), 2216 nucleotides long. RefSeq lists its product as uncharacterized. The record is from RefSeq and is a predicted model, not a curated record. NCBI's taxonomy places the organism in Eukaryota, Metazoa, Arthropoda, Insecta, Hymenoptera, Vespidae.